This is a messenger RNA of Stereum hirsutum FP-91666 SS1, 6326 nucleotides long. RefSeq lists its product as uncharacterized. Gene Ontology annotation, biological process: proteasomal ubiquitin-independent protein catabolic process. The transcript is spliced from 48 exons. Gene Ontology annotation, molecular function: peptidase activator activity; proteasome binding. Gene Ontology annotation, cellular component: nucleus; cytosol. NCBI's taxonomy places the organism in Eukaryota, Fungi, Basidiomycota, Agaricomycetes, Russulales, Stereaceae. The record is from RefSeq and is a predicted model, not a curated record. Bases 13 to 6063 code for a protein of 2016 amino acids.
AUCACCAACGAAAUGACCCUCCCCGACCUUGCAAAGCUCUCGAUACACGACCCGGUUCCGCCAAAGCCACCCCCUAUCCCAGAAGAUAUCGAGCACGCGACUGACCGCUAUGUUCAAAAGCUUAAAGCGUAUGCAAGGGCCUUGCCCUAUUCCAUCGAGUCAAACUCGAGGAUGCAGGAUAUGCUCGAUUUCAUCUCCAAACGCAUUGUCCAGUGCGUGGAAGCCAAGGACUAUGACCCCGGAUUCUUGCAGUGGGACAGCAUGCUCACCUACUGGUGCUACCUCAAGUACCCUAUCCCGAAAGAUAAGCGGAUACGGUUUGUUAUGCUGUACUACAAUAUUUGCAUCACCCCAGGCAUGCCUCUGCACAUAGUCGCCACUUGUGCGGAUGCAUUGGAUGGCUUGACGAGGUCAAAGAAUAAGAUCUCAGUUGAGGAUAUACGACUCCCUUGGAAGCCCCUUUACGAUCGCCUGUCCCAGGACCUGUUUCUUACCAGGCGUCAGUUCGAAGUCAGCCAAACUUCUUAUUAUAUGGGCUACGUCAUAAGCAUAAUGCGCCGUUUCUACCACCCGGCAGCUAUCGACGAGAUGCUCGCCACAUUCGUGCCACAGAUUAAUGGAACCGUCUUGAAUAGUCUACUCGUCACGCAAUAUUAUAUGUUAACUUUUCUCCCUCAAUCUCACCCUCAAUCUUACCUCCCCAUGUUGUUCCGUCUCUGGGAGUCCGUGAACUCCUACAUCUUCGACGAACGCAUGCUCCAAUUCCUCGCUCGACUGGCGGAGAUGCAUCAAGACCCUUCCGUCAGCGAUCCUGCCAAGAUUACUGAGAUUCCUGACGAUGCCCUUUCCGAGGGCGAAGGAAGGCCCCAGUGGGCCAAGGACGAUAUGAAGAACGGCAGCCUUUGGACAGGAUUAUUCAAGGACGUGGGUAUAUUUUCUGAGUACGACUGGCACUUUAUCAUGUGCAAGUGCUUGGCUUCGAUGGAGAUUCCUCUGGCGGACUCGGGAUCCUUGACAACUGGACCAUCCGCGGACAGUCAAGCAGCAUUCGAAAUCGGUCGUCUGCCCAAGCCAACAUGGCGCAUUAUCUCUUUGGCCAGGAUCAUCGUCCACUCAAUGGCUCCAGACGGACGACCCGUUGCUCCAUCCAAUGCCCCGACACCAAUGGGUACUCCCAUGGGCUCUGGGUUCAACACGCCAGGAAUGACUACACCGGGCGUCAUGACGCCACGAGCGGUGGGCAGUGGGUCUGUGGGGGAUUAUUUGACGGCGCAUUUACAUAAAAUGGCACCGUUGUUGAGCAGCCAUAGCUAUGUCGGAGGUUCGAAGGCAUUGGAUUCGUUGGUGAAGCUGAUUGCGUCCACGGAGAGCUUCUUCCAUCCGUCGAAUUCGGGUGCGUGGACCUCAGACCUUAGUGCCUUCAUCAAAUAUGUGGCAUAUGAGUUCAACAAACGUUGGCACGAUGAACAGAGACCAGACUGCAAAACGCCCAAACAUCGGCGACUGACACGCGACAUGAAGCGAGAGCUCGUCAAGAGCUUCCGGACUGUCGCUCUCCUGGCAAUGUUCUCCGAAGACUCCACGACUGUCAGCAACAUCUCGAGCUGCCUGAAGUGGAUGAGCCUCAUGGAGCCCGAAAUGAUCCUUUACCCAAUCUUGGAGAGAGCUGUGCCCUCGUUGGAAGCUCUCGUCGAGACUCAACGCACCAUUGCGGUGAUCAAGGCUUUGGGAGCGAUCGCGCCUGCGAUCGUGUCGAGGCAGGUCUACUCCCCGGGUGCAAAGCACCUUGUUCCGAUUCUACAGCUUUUAAUUCCUGGGAUUGAUCUCAACGACCCGUCGAAGACUCUCUGUACUACAACCUUUCUCAUCGAAAUCUCGCAAUACAUCAAGUUCGGCGACCUGACAUCCCCAGCCCAUACCCUGUCUGCCGACAUAGAUUCAAGGUCUCCGUUGUCGGCAUUGUCGGAGGGCUUGCCUGACGGCAACGGCUACAGCAACGGACCUCCAACUAUCUCGUGGGAAGCGCGGGCAGCGAAUGGGACAGAGGUCAAUGGAGCGCCACACUUCAGCAAGGAGGAGGAAGAUGCUCUCCUUCGCGAGUCUACCGGCGGCUUCCCGGAGUGGAUCGCUAGCUUCAUCAGGAGGGUCAUUCUUCUCUUUGAUAAUCUGCCUGAAGAGGCGGGUGGUGCCACAGAAGUGCAACUGGUCGAUGCGGUGACGAACGCCUGCAGCCAGAUUUGCAUCCAUCUCUCCGAACCGCUCUUCGACCUCGUCCUCAACAUGAUCUUCGAGUACGCCAGCACGAACGUGCGGCCGAACGCAGUCCGCGCCGUGCAUCAGCUUGUCGAAUGUGUGGCGAACGCGAAUCCGACGAAGACCUUGGCCAGGUUCAUGCCGUUUUGUGUGAGGAAUAUCUAUGUCGAGCUGGAUAACGGGGCGAGCGCUGUGAGGACGACUUCGAGUCUGUCGACGUCGUUGCCGGCGGAUGCGACGUUCCAUUGGAAUUUGGCAAUUCUUCGUGGUGCGAUGUUCAACGAUGGCAAAGCUGUUCUCAAGUACAAGGACGAUGUCGUCCCUCUUCUGCGACGCCUCCGGGAUCAUACGUUCUCGAAACGUGGAUUCUCUUGGAGCGGCAAGCUGCUGUCGAGUCUACUCUUGACCCUCACGCACACCUACCCGUUGGAGGACAAAUUCGUGAACCCGAAGGAGUGGAACAGCGAAGAGUUCCGAGUCAAUCAUCACCAGCAUUGGGGCAAACUGUAUAAGGCAGAGGAAGUCGAAGUCUCAUGGCAUGUACCUACACGGGAAGAGAUAGACUUUGGUCUGCAGAUAUUCAGAGAUCUUGUCGAGCCGUUGAUGGACAGGCUGGAGGGGUUGCUCAAGCCAGGCGUUGCUCGAGAUAGCAUAUGGCGCAGUGACUUCUGCCGGUAUCUGAGCUUCGUUCGUAAUGCCUUCGCAGGCACACCCACCUUGGUCAAGGAGACGAUCUCGAAGGAAGAUAAUCAGCACGCAGUCAACACUACGGACAUCUUGAAUGAGAUCCCAGAAAUGAUAGCCUCGAUCACGCCUUUGAACGCGGGAUUCGCGAUCUCGGAUCCGGCGGACCCACGAGCGAAGUAUUACACGGCGAUCAAAAAGCGGUUUGGCAGGUUCCUGCAUGAUGCAUCCACCUCGCUGAGGCAGCAAGGGGAAGAGAACACCGUGGAUGCUGUUGAUCUCCUGAUCGAGUCCAUCAGGACGUUUAUGCUAGAGUAUGGGGAUAGCAAAGACAGCUACUACCUGCAGCUUGAUAGGUAUGGGACCGAGCUAAAUUACGCACGUCAACAUUCGAGGCAGAAGGCUUGGCCCAGAGCCGUCUUCGUUCGGAGGGCACGACUAUACCAUGCUGCUCGACUACGAUGGAAUUCGAUUGAGAGGCCACGCGGGCCACUGGAAGACUCUUUGAUCGACGACGUCGCUGAAUGGUCAAUGUGGCAAUAUGCGACAGUCAGGGAUUCCAGCCAGUCACUUCUGGAUUCUCUAUCUUCGAGUUAUGAUGGCGUCCGACGACUCUGUAUACCUCGGAUAUACGAGGCUCUCGCUCCCGGCACGGACGACGACCGGAUGAAGGGCGCACUCUGGACUCUAAACAUGGGUGCCUUCGUGAAAUAUGCUAUGGCCGAACCGACCAUGACCGAAGAGCUUCUCAAGCACAUAUUUAGGUGCCAGGCCAACGAGAAGCCUAGUAUUCAAAAUUGUGUAGCCUCCGUCACAGAGAAUGCCCUCAACAGCUUCGUCGAGCCAUGUUUCCUGGUAUACGGUAUCGAAGCACCACUGCUAGACAAAGCUAUAGAGCGCUUCAAGGCGUCCUUGCCAUUCGGACAGGAGGACCAAGCGGUAGUCGCCCGAUGCGCAGAACAGCGUGCCCGGCGGAAUAACCUCCAAAGCAACGGUGCUAACGCUACGACGUCUUUCGUGCUGGACAUUGCAAGAUCGAAGUCGACCCAUUGGCGUUAUGCAAUCUUUGCGCUUAGGUGUCUGCGAACUCUUAUCAGGAGGGACACACCAACCACAAAGGAGCACCUUGCUUAUUUCUUGGAGAAGGCCCACGAUGAUCAUCCGUCAUUACGCUAUUACUCCCAGAGAGCCAUCAUGAAGAGUACACGGUACAUCAAGCUCCGAACAUACGCCAAAGCUCCACUCGAUAUCAUGCUGGAAAAGAACAACAACCCCAUGAAACGCAAGAUCCCGUUGAACACACCCGAGGUGAACUUCACCGACAAGUUCCUGGAUGCUUUUAAGCACCCGGAGAAGGUCCAGACAUUCUUCCGUGAACCACUCUACAAGGAGCGAGCGAACAGUGGUUGGGUGGCCUGGAGCAAUAUCAUCAGUGGUUAUUCUCCGCCGCCUGGCUCGGGAGCGGUACUCAAGCCCUGGGAGAGUGCGAGCGCGAGCGCUAUCGAGGCGAUACGUGAAGCCGCACAGGACGCCAAAUUCUGGAAAAGUCUCUCCACUCAUUAUGCCGCCGAAACUAACGCAGAUGCCGUUUCGUCUGACAACAUGUCGGCGGUGAAGUCGAUAGUGCAAAUCUUGGAGGAUGAGUCGUUUAAGCCUCUGCAGGACCUCGUCGAAGAGCUGUUGGAGAAGUCGGACCAGAAUAAGCAGCGUGGAGCCGCAGAGUUGAUGGCUGGCCUUCUGUGUGGCGCUAAACACUGGCCGAUGGAGAGUCAGAAGGAAUUGUGGGCAUGGGCUAUGCCUCUCCUCGUGAAAACGUUCAAGACUAAGAUCAAGACGGAUACUCUUCCGGUCUGGACGUCCUUCCUCGAGUACAUGUUCUACAACCGGGAUCCACGAAGGUAUCAAGUGCUGGUCGAUCACCUCAUUGCGGAGUUUAAUUCAACCGAUUACAACGGAGAGUCUUCUCUCAACGCUGUGAAGGCACUGAGCUUCCUUCGCGCGCUAUACGAGGAAGAAGGUUGGAAAUUCACGGCUUGGACCGAUGCUGCCAUUGAGCGCGUCUGGCCUGAGAUGAGUAGCGAGCACGAUGAGGUCCGGUCACAUAUCAGCGAGCUGUUGGCGUUUGCAGAUAAAAUCAAGCAACGGCCUGUAGUGUCCCUCCCGACCGCUGAGGUGUUUGUGCAAGAAUGCCGCACCACAUCCAUCGACGUCGACCUUAUGGGUAUGCGCGGCGUGUUCCACGAAGCCCGGGUCGCCGAGCUCGUCAAGAAGUUCCCCGAGUGGCGUGCGGAGCGUUUACCUGGUUCUCGGGCUUUCCAGUCAACUUAUGACAGGGUUGGCACGACGGUCUGUCGGUGGUUGUUCCAGACUGUGCAUGAUACGAGCGCUAUUUCCGUUUUUGACUAUGUUCUACCUCUGAUGCCCGAACUUUUCCGCUUCACCGAAGUGAAUGACAACAACGAGCUCGUCAAUCGGGCAAGGACGCUCCUUGUUCGGAUGUGUGGCGUGACGCCACCCAGACCACUCAUUGGACCCAUCCUCAAGGCCAUCUUCAGUGCCAUCCAAAACUCACCCUCGUGGAGAGUACGGCUGCAGGCCCUCCCCCUCAUCCAAGUAUUUUAUUUCAGGCAGGUCCCUCUACUGAGUGACGCCCAGAUUACGGAGAUUAUGGAGGUGUUGUGCAAGUGUUUGGACGACGAGCAUGUCGAAGUACGAGAAAUGGCCGCGACCACGCUCUCAGGUGUUCUCCGUCUCUCCCCACGGCGAAGUCAAUUAACGCUCAAGGAACGUUUCCUCCGCCUCCUCAAACGCUCCCACCUCCCGACCAACCGUCAAUCGCCCAUCUACGCCUCCGCCAUCCGUCAACGCCACGCCGCCAUCCUCGGCAUCGUGGCGUUGGUCGACAGUUACCCCUAUACCGUCGAGAGGUGGAUGCCCGAGCUGCUGACGAACGUCUUGGCGGAGCAUACCUACGAUCCGAUCCCGAUCUCGACGACGGUGCGGAAGUGCGCGAGCGAUUUCAAGAAGACGCAUCAGGAUACGUGGCACGAGGACUCGAAGCGGUUCUCGGAGGAGCAGCUCACGGCGCUGUCGACGCUCUUGACUGGUUCUUCGUAUUAUGCUUGAAAUUGUGAGAUGACCGCGAGGACGGCAGACUGAAUAUUCUUGGCCUUUCCGAUACAAUCUAUCUGUACUGUAACAACUUUAUCAUGACCGACCGAGAAGAGGGGGCGGGUGGAUGCGGAGCACGCGACACAGACCGAAGGGAAGAGGGAAGGGAACAAACGUAGAUCGGACUACUUUUAUUGUAUCAACUAACCUCUCCACGACAAAGUUUCGCCACUAAUGCGUGUAUGUACAUAACCUAACAACUGUAUAUUUACUACCGG